AUGGUUGACUCAUUGUUCGAUAUAACACUCCAUCUUGACAACAAGUACUCUCUUCACCAAUCACAACACAUCACUACGAUCAUACUACAAGGCGUUGAUGAUCCCAAGGGUGAUCCAGUACACUCACCUAUCAUCAAGCCAUCAUACCCAACACAAUCACUGGAACACAAGAAGAAGAGUAUCCAGUCACUGUUUCAAUCACUGACUGCUCGACCAAACAGCAAUGUCACUGUUGCCAUGAGGCACGUGUUUGCAGGACAGGUGGCUCAACUGAUUGAGAACUAUUCCCUGGAUCCACAAUCAAUUGAUUCACUGGAUGUCAAUAAUCUGUUCCCUCAAACAUUCCAGAGUAUGGUUGAGGGAUUUCCAAUCAACAACCAACUCAAGACACUUGACCUCAGAGUUUUGGGUCCAACCUGCUGCGAUAAAGAAGAGUAUGAUGCCUCCUUCGAGAAGAUCGAAGCUAGUUUGUAUUGCAAUGAGUUGAUUGAACGUUGCCCAAACAUAGAAUCACUCUGCAUCUUUGAUGAAUGUGGCAGCCAACACACUGGAUACUCAAACGACGUCGUUGGCAAACCAGAGGAAUUCUUUGGCAUGCUAGAUGAGUUGCCACACCUCGUGUCACUCUCCUUUAAAUUCCAAGCAUCUUGUGAGAAUGAUAAUAGGGAGCGCGAAGACCCUCUCACCGAUGAGGACCGUCAAUCAUUUCUUGCCGAACUAAUCUCAUUCAUUGAGCAAAGACCAUCUUUCCACACCCUAGCAUUGGGUUGUUUCCUGGACAUUGAGUCGGACAUCUUGGACUAUCUGUUCACCGAUGACACGUGUCCUGUUCAGCAUCUGACACUGAGGGUCUCGGACUCGAUCGAACUGCCAGCUCUACAGCGACCAAUCAACACUCUGGUGCUGAAGCAACCCUACGUUCGUAGUGAGGAAUCAUGGCAUCAAGAUAUGGCGAUGGUUGUCCAUUUGAAGACAAUGGUCAACAACAAACUUGACCUCUCUGGCUGUUCGUUCAAACAACCUGCAACAACAGGAUGUGAGUUGGACUAUGACUUUCGCUUUGGGUCAUUCAAUGGACUUCAAUACAUUCCACCAUUGAUAUAUAGUAUCUAUAAUUUCCAUCGUGAUAAACAAAUUAUCGCAAUAAAGACCAACAACCAGAAGUAA
Molecule: messenger RNA, 1167 nt
Organism: Acytostelium subglobosum LB1
Lineage: Eukaryota; Evosea; Eumycetozoa; Acytosteliales; Acytosteliaceae
Exons: 1
Coding region: 1-1167 (388 amino acids)
Source: RefSeq, a predicted model, not a curated record